Molecule: messenger RNA, 1807 nt
Organism: Alnus glutinosa
Lineage: Eukaryota; Viridiplantae; Streptophyta; Magnoliopsida; Fagales; Betulaceae
Exons: 8
Coding region: 16-1599 (527 amino acids)
Source: RefSeq, a predicted model, not a curated record
CUCUGUGAAAAAAAAAUGGGUCACCAUUCUUGUUGUAACCAGCAGAAGGUUAAGAGAGGCCUUUGGUCGCCGGAGGAAGAUGAAAAGCUCAUAAGAUACAUAACCACCCAUGGCUAUGGCUGUUGGAGUGAAGUCCCCGAGAAAGCUGGGCUUCAAAGGUGUGGAAAGAGCUGUCGACUGAGAUGGAUUAAUUAUUUGAGGCCUGAUAUCAGAAGAGGGAGGUUUACUCCGGAGGAAGAGAAGUUAAUCAUCAGCCUUCAUGGAGUUGUAGGAAACAGAUGGGCUCAUAUAGCAAGUCACUUGCCGGGAAGAACAGACAAUGAAAUAAAGAACUACUGGAAUUCAUGGAUAAAGAAAAAGAUACGAAAGCCUUCCUCAUCUCCAAGCAGCACCACCACCACUACCAGCAACACCGAUCAGCAUUCCCAAAUGGGUUACAGUUCGAACCAGCUAGAUUUUGUGAACCAAGAUUUCACGCCAAAGCAGCCAGUAAUUCAUGAAACCAUGUUUUCUUCUUCAUGCCCUCUGUUCAUGUUCGAUACUUCUUCACUUGAUGGGGUUGCGGAAAAUAACGUACGCGCCGAGUCGUAUUUUCAGGAUGCGGUGGGUUUGAUCAACGGUACUGAAACUUGGAAUAUGAGCCAACAUCAAGUUCAAGCUCUGCCGCCUCCGGCGGCAGCUUUCGCGGCCGGCAUGGACGGAAACUAUUUGCCGCCUUUGAUAGAGAACAUGGAAAAUAUGGUGCCUCUUGAUCACGUGCAAUCGUGUAGCAUAGAUGAGGAAGGAGAGAUGGGCUUGGAGUGCUUGCAAAGGCAGGAGUUGAAUGAAUGGGUUGAAUCGCAGCAACAAUGCUCAAACUUUCUUUUCUGGGAUCACGUUGAAGGACCACUCGGUGGGGAAGAAAUUGCACCAGCUUCAUCAAAUGUGGGAGCUAAUAAUACAUUGACUCAUGCUUUUCCUUCGUCUCUAGAAAUUAAGAAUAAAGGCAAUGCAACAGUGCAAGAUGCAAAGUUUGAUGACAACGAUGAGAUUCCCUUGGCUCUGUCUGAGCCUCAGAUCAUUUCAGAGAAAAACCGCCGUGAGAUCUCCAAGUACCUCUUCCAAGAGGGAGUUUGCUAUGCGAAGAAAGACUUCAAUCUGGCGAAGCACCCGGAGAUCGACGUGCCGAAUCUACAGGUAAUAAAGCUGAUGCAGAGCUUCAAGUCCAAGGCGUACGUGCGCGAGACCUUUGCUUGGAUGCACUACUACUGGUAUCUCACCAAUGACGGUAUCGAGUUCCUCAGGACUUACCUCAACCUUCCCUCCGAGAUUGUCCCAGCUACUCUGAAGAAACAGGCCCGACCUGCUGGUCGGCCCUUUGGAGGCCCAUCCGGAGAUCGCCCACGUGGCCCUCCUCGUUUUGAGGGAGAGAGGAGAUUUGGUGACCGAGAUGGGUACCGUGGAGGUCCCCGUGCACCGGGUGGUGACUAUGGUGACAAGGGAGGAGCACCUGCUGACUACAGGCCUAGUUUUGGGGGACCUGGUGGAAGGCCUGGCUUUGGUCGUGGAGCUGGUGGUUUUGGUGGGGCCCCAGAGAGCUCAAAUCUCUCUCGAGAGUGAUGUUUCCUGUUCCUAAAUUGCAUGGUUUUGACAGUUCAAUUUUUAAGGAGAAUCCAUUUCACUUACUGCAUAUGGGAGUUGAAUAGCAAUUCUUGUUUUUGUUCGUCUGGUGUUGUAUUGGUAAUAGUUACUAUUUAAGUUUCCUGGUUUAUGAGUUGUCUUUUAAUACAUUUCCCAAGCAUUAUCCACAUAGUUCAGCUUUAUGCUA